Messenger RNA from Triticum turgidum subsp. durum (durum wheat), 1863 nucleotides. The record is from the annotation of a GenBank genome assembly. NCBI's taxonomy places the organism in Eukaryota, Viridiplantae, Streptophyta, Magnoliopsida, Poales, Poaceae.
AUGGCAGCCUCUUCCUCGCUCCCCGUGGUCAUCUGGGCGCUGCUCCUCCUCCUCCUCGUCGAGGCGUUCGCGCCAGCAACAGCAGCAGCAGCAGCGAGCCCCUCCAAGCGCCCCGCCCAUCAGCCUCCUCUUUUCCCCGUGGGACUCGCUCCCCUGCAUCCGAAGCAGUCGAGCGGCAGGUACGCCGCCGCCGCCGUCACGGCCUCAGCCUCCGCGGCGACGGACAACGGCACGGUGAAACCGUUCACGGCGCACUACUUCCUGCAGGAGCUGGACCACUUCACCUUCACGCCCAACUCCUCCCACCUCUUCUCCCAGAAGUACCUCCUCAACGACACCUUCUGGCGGCGGAAGCCCAACGCCGGGCCGCUGUUCGUGUACACCGGCAACGAGGGCGAAAUCGAGUGGUUCACCACCAACACCGGCUUCAUGUUCGACAUCGCGCCCGACUUCGGUGCCCUCCUCGUCUUCAUUGAGCAUCGGUUCUACGGGGAGUCGAUGCCGUUCGGGAACGACUCCGACUCGUACAGGUCGGCAGAGACGCUGGGCUACCUCACGUCCAUGCAGGCGCUCGCCGACUUCGCCAUCCUCAUCACCAGCCUCAAGCAGAACCUCUCCGUCAUCGACGCACCCGUGAUCGUCUUCGGCGGCUCCUACGGCGGCAUGCUGGCAUCAUGGUUCAGGCUCAAGUAUCCCCAUGUCGCCAUGGGAGCAGUGGCAUCCUCUGCACCGAUCCUGCAGUUCGACGACAUCACCCCGUGGUCUAGCUUCUAUGACGCCAUCUCGCAGGACUUCAAGUCUGAGAGCCUGAAUUGCUUCAGUGUCAUCAAGGCAGUCUGGGAUGUGCUGGAUGAUCGGGGAUCCAACCACACAGGCCUCUUGGAGCUCAGCAAAACCUUCAGGGCUUGCAAGACCGUGCAGUCCGCUGAUUCGCUGAGUAACUGGCUAUGGAAUGCAUUCACCUACACCGCCAUGGUGGACUAUCCAACCCCAGCCAAUUUCAUGAUGAAUCUGCCUGCUUACCCUGUGAAGGAGAUGUGUAAGAUCAUUGAUUCUUUUCCUGCGGGAGCAGACAUCAUCGACAAAGCUUUCGCCGCGGCGAGCCUGUACUACAAUUACUCAGGGGACCAGAAAUGCUUUGAGAUGGAGGGUGGCGAUGACCCUCAUGGCCUCGAUGGCUGGGGUUGGCAGGCCUGCACGGAGAUGGUCAUGCCGAUGAUUGUGUCCAAUAUGAGCAUGUUCCCACCGUUCAGCUUCAGUUACGAGAACAAUUCCGAGGGCUGCCUCACGUACUACGGAGUUCGUCCGAGGAUGCACUGGAUCACUACUGAAUAUGGUGGCCAUAAAAUUGACAAGGUUCUCAAGAGGUUUGGGAGCAACAUCAUCUUCUCCAACGGAAUGCGAGACCCGUGGAGUCGAGGCGGGGUACUCAAGAACAUAUCAUCCAGCAUCAUUGCUCUUGUGACGGAGAAAGAUUUUAAUCAAGAUCAGCACAUGUUUCCACCAUUCGGCUUUAGCUACGAGGAGAGGUCCAAGGGCUGCCUUGCCAAUUAUGGAGUUCGUCCGAGGAUGCACUGGAUCACUACUGAAUAUGGUGGCCAUAAAAUUGACAAAGUUCUCAAGAGGUUUGGGAGCAACAUUAUCUUCUCCAAUGGGAUGCGAGACCCAUGGAGUCGAGGCGGGGUGCUCAAGAACAUAUCAUCCAGCAUCAUUGCUCUUGUCACAGAGAAAGGGGCCCAUCAUUUGGACUUCAGAUCUGCAACCAAGGAUGACCCAGACUGGGUUGUAGAACAAAGGAGACAGGAAAUUGAGAUCAUACAUGGAUGGAUAGAUCAGUAUAACAAGGACAUUGCACAGAUGUAG